UCCUUCUCCUUCUUCUCCUCCUCUCUUACCCGCGUUCUAGAUCUCUCUCUCUCUCUCUCUCCUCUCAUCGUCAAACCCUUGCCCAAAGCUCAAGCUUUUGAGAUGCAAUCCACUAAUGGUGAUCCCUCCAACCGCACUGUGGAUGAUCCCCAACUCCCGCCACCACCCAAUGGGGUUGGGAUGCGAGGGCCGCACCACCGACGUGCUAGAUCCGAGAUGGCCUUCAGAUUCACCGAUGAGCUGGACCUUGGAGCUGCAGGUGAUCCAGGGGGGAGUUUUGAGGAGAUCGGGUCGGAGGAUGAUCUUUUCUGCACGUUUAUGGAUAUUGAGAAGAUUGGGUGUAAGCUGGAAGGGAGUGGAUCCGGGUCGGAGGGAGGGAUCUGUGGGGAUCCGACGCCGGAGAGCUCGGGUGGAGUGGAGGAGAGGAGAAAUGGGAAUGCUGGUGGUGUGGUGCCUGUCAGACCUAAGCACCGGCAUAGUAGUUCGGUGGAUGGGGUUUCUUUGGCAUCGGCUGGGGCUGUGAAGGGGGAUGGGAUGUUUGGAGAAGUCAUGGAGGCCAAGAAGGCCAUGACUCCUGAUCAGCUUGCUGAGCUUGCUGCUAUUGACCCAAAGCGGGCUAAAAGGAUUCUGGCCAACCGUUUAUCUGCUGCUCGUUCCAAGGAAAGAAAGGCACGCUACAUAUCGGAACUGGAGAGAAAAGUCCAGACCCUUCAAACUGAAGCAACAACUCUCUCUGCUCAGCUCACUUUAUUCCAGAGAGAUACAACAGGAUUAACCUCAGAAAAUGCUGAACUACGAAUCCGGUUACAAGCGAUGGAGCAACAGGCUCAGCUUCGUGAUGCAUUAAACGAGGCACUAAAACAGGAAGUUGAGAGACUUAAAAUCGCGACUGGUGAAAUAUCAAACUCAGGUGAAAACUAUAAUCAUGGCCUGCAAAGUAUGUCAUUCAACCAAUCAUUCUUCACACUCCAGCAGCAUCAGCAAGCAGGCACCCAUCGCGGCAUGCCAUUUCACUCCAGUUUCAGCCAGCUGCAGUCCUCAAUGUCCAAUCACCAUAUGCUCAGCCACGCUCACGCCCUCUCCGACGUGAUGCAGCAAGACCACCUCGGAAGACUACAGGGACUCGAAAUAAGUAAGGGACCACUUGCUAUUAAAUCAGAGAGUUCUUCAAUUUCUGCGAGUGAAAGCAGCAGCACCUUCUGACUAGGCCUCCGCGUGAAAUAACGUAUUUAUUUGAUUUCUUUGUUCAUAGCCUGACAACUUCAAGCUUUGCCUCUUUCUUAGUUGCUUGAUUUUUUAUUCUAUUUGUUCUAUCAUCCAAUUGUUUGUUCCUAGGAUUGUGUUCUACCUUCUUCUUCCUCCUCACCUUCUUGUAAUGGUCCCCUGUGUUGUUGUUGUUGUAUUUUUAUCUCUUGUUAAGCCCAUGUAUGUUUCCCUUCAAUAAGUUUUUUUUUUAACUUUUUGGGGUGUUGUUAACAUUGAUAAUGAAAUGGUAUGACUGUAUGAGAAUUGAGAGCUGUAUUCUAAUAUUUAAAACCUUUAGAUGCUUGAA
Dioscorea cayenensis subsp. rotundata (Guinea yam) is the source of this 1552-nucleotide messenger RNA. RefSeq names its product transcription factor RF2b-like. Gene Ontology annotation, cellular component: nucleus. NCBI's taxonomy places the organism in Eukaryota, Viridiplantae, Streptophyta, Magnoliopsida, Dioscoreales, Dioscoreaceae. Gene Ontology annotation, biological process: regulation of DNA-templated transcription. The record is from RefSeq and is a predicted model, not a curated record. Gene Ontology annotation, molecular function: DNA-binding transcription factor activity.